UCUUCAUAAUGUCACUAUCCUCUAAUACUUCAGCAGUGAAAUCUAGUGAAAUCUCUACUGGGAAAGAACUUAAGAGGAGUGUAAAGCCUAACAAGCUUAGAGCUAAAGAAUACAGAAAUAGAAAGAAGAAUUAUCUGACUAAGCUUGAGGAGAUCAACAAGAAGCUUUUAGAAGAGAAUUCAAUGCUAAAAUAAACAAAUAUGGGAGCUAAAGAAGGAGCUAAACACAUGAAAGUCUGGAGAAGAACUCAAGGAUAGCCCUAAAUUAAGAAUAGAACAAAAUGAAAAAUUCGCAUUUGCUUCCUUGCCUAAGAUGAUCAAAGAAGAUCCAGAGAACAUCAGGCACAGUCAAAUAGAAAUGGCCUUAAAUGAUCUGAGCGAGUGGGCUCCUGAUAGAGUGGAGAUUAUUAAGAAAGCCUUUGACGAUAUUUUAAAUUACAUGGUAGCAAAAGAGAACAAGUGCAUACUUGCAACUGUGAAGAAAAUGAAUGUCUCUCAAUAUAUUUAAUAGACUCGGAAGAAAGAGAGUUAUUAAGAAUAAAUGUAAAGAACUUGAUGAGCCAGGCCCAGAAGAGAUAGCCCUCAACCUAAAUUUAUCUGAUAGCUUGAUUGAGUACUUUAAAAAUAAUGGACAAGGGUUUUUACAAACUUCUCGAAUCUAUAAGAAGCUUGCAAGGCAGUUGAUAACUGUCAGAAAUGCUAUUCUUCAGGCUGGUCAAGAAAAACAAAAAUAUUAUGAGAAGACGAACAUCUUGCAAUCUCGCGCUAAGCAAGACUUUUAUGCUAUUACAGAUUUGAUCAAAAUGCUUGACGAUAGCAAACAUCUUUCUCCUCAUAGUUUGUGGGAACUCCCAGUAAGAGAUCCAGCUUCAGAUUGUUAUGAAGGAUGUGAGCUCUCUGAAUAG
Molecule: messenger RNA, 904 nt
Organism: Moneuplotes crassus
Lineage: Eukaryota; Ciliophora; Spirotrichea; Euplotida; Euplotidae
Source: the annotation of a GenBank genome assembly